Messenger RNA from Eublepharis macularius, 1181 nucleotides. Its product is annotated as tricarboxylate transport protein, mitochondrial-like. Lineage: Eukaryota; Metazoa; Chordata; Lepidosauria; Squamata; Eublepharidae. Bases 1 to 942 code for a protein of 313 amino acids. The record is from RefSeq and is a predicted model, not a curated record. The transcript is spliced from 9 exons. Gene Ontology annotation, biological process: mitochondrial citrate transmembrane transport.
AUGGCCGCGCCUCAGCCCGGGGGAAGCCGCGCCCCAGUCGCCGCCGCCGCCCCUGCAGGCCGGGCGAAGCUCACCCACCCGGGAAAGGCCAUCCUGGCAGGUGGCAUUGCUGGAGGUAUCGAGAUCUGCAUCACUUUCCCUACAGAAUAUGUCAAAACGCAGCUGCAGCUGGACGAAAGGGCCAACCCUCCUCGGUACAGAGGCAUCGGUCAUUGUGUGAAGUUGACUGUGCAGGAUCAUGGCUUCCGAGGACUGUACCGGGGCCUCAGCUCCCUGCUGUAUGGAUCCAUUCCAAAAUCUGCAGUCAGGUUCGGAGUCUUCGAGUUCCUCAGCAGUUAUGCCAAAGACGCGACAGGGAAACUGGACAGCAAAAAGAGCUUAUUCUGCGGCCUCGGGGCUGGCAUGGCAGAAGCCGUGGUGGUUGUCUGUCCCAUGGAGACCAUCAAGGUGAAGUUCAUCCAUGAUCAAGGGUCUCCCAGCCCCAAGUACCGAGGUUUUUUCCAUGGGGUCCGUGAAAUUGUGCAGGAGCAAGGUCUGCGUGGGACCUAUCAGGGGCUCACAGCCACCAUCCUCAAACAAGGCUCCAACCAGGCCAUCCGGUUCUUUGUGAUGACCUCUUUCCGCAACUGGUAUCUAGGGGACAGUCCCCACAGAGAGAUGAAUCCCUUUGUCACCGCUCUGUUCGGGGCAACCGCAGGUGCCGCCAGCGUCUUUGGCAAUACUCCCCUGGAUGUCAUCAAAACCAGGAUGCAGGGACUGGAAGCCCACAAAUACAAAAGCACGUUGGAUUGCGCCUACCAGAUCCUUAAAAACGAGGGGCCCACUGCAUUCUACAAAGGGACUGUUCCCCGCCUUGGCCGGGUCUGUCUAGAUGUGGCCAUUGUGUUUGUGAUUUACGAAGAAGUGGUGAAACUUCUCAACAAGGUCUGGAAAACCAUUUGAUGCUCUUGGCUUAAAAAGGAUCUUAGAAGGCUGUUGGAUUCUCAAAUUCUCGCAGAUGUAAUUUUUUGCUUGUAUGGCCGCCUGCACCAGCUGCUACCACCACCUGCACCGGCUACUACCACCAAAGGAUUCUUGACUGCUGCGGUGAACUAAUUGUGAGAGUACUUUCAAGAGAAAAAGCCAAGUGAAAAUCUGGUGUUACCUCCCCCCCCCCCCCCCGCUCAUGCGCACACACCUAU